AUGGGUUAUGAAGGAAAAGGAUUAGGAAAGCAUGGGCAAAGAAUUCAAGAGCCCAUUCAGCCUAUUAUGAAACCAAAGCAUGAAGGUCUCGGAUAUGAUAAGAAAGAUAGCUCAGAAGUGGCUAGUAUUUCAGGUUCGAGCAAAUCAACAGAAAGAAUACAAAAUAAUAGACGGAGGACUGCUCUUCACCUCGCUUCAUUGAAAGGAAGCACACAUAUUUGUCAACUGCUUGUUGAUUGCGGUGUUUCAUUGACUGCUAAAGACAUAAAUGGUAAGACAGCCCUGCACUAUGCAUUCGAAGGACGGACUGAUAAAGUGAUAGAUGUUGGUAUCGAGAUUGCACAAACUUUGCUAAGUAGGUGUGACAAGAAAAGUGUAUAUGAGUUUGUAAAUGCCGUGGAUGAGAGCGGAAAGACUGCUCUUCAUAGUGCUUCAGAGAAUGGAAAGGCAGUUAUCUGUGAACUGCUUGUUGAUCGUGGUGCUUCAGUAAAUGCUCAAGACAAAGAUGGUAUGACCACCCUGCACUAUGCAUUUGAAGGAGGGAUUGAUAAAGAUAUAGAUGUGGCUACAGAAACUGCACAAGCUUUGCUAGGCAAGUGUCCCGUUGAAAGUAUUUAUGAAUUUGUUAAUGCUACAGAUGUGAGAUGGAGGACUGCUCUCCACAGAGCUUCAGAGAAAGGAAAUGCAUGUAUCUGUGAACUGCUGCUUGGUAGUGGUGCUUUAGCGACCGCUCAAGACGAAAAGGGUAUGACAGCCCUGCACUAUGCAUUUGAAGGAGGUUUUGAUAAAGAUAUAGAUGUUGGGAUAGAUAUUGCAGGAACUUUGCUACACAGUUGUAAUGAGAAAAGUCUAUAUGAAUUUGUCAAUGCAGUAGAUAAGAGAGGGAGGACUGCUCUUCACAGUGCUUCAGAGAAAGGAAACGCAUGCAUUUGUGGACUGCUUGUUGAUCACGGUGCUUCAGUGAUGGCUCAAGACGAAAGGAAUAUGACACCCCUGCACUACGCACUUGAUGGAAGGUUUGAUGAAGUCAUAGACGCACUACUGAAAAGUUCGCGUGCUACUAAAUCACUUAAUUUGAAAGACAAUAGAGGGUACACACCUUUAGGUGUAGCUCUUACCAAUAUGGAUCAUAAGUCAACAGUGAAGUUGUUAUUACAAUCAAAAGAGCCCUAA
Molecule: messenger RNA, 1173 nt
Organism: Cryptomeria japonica (Japanese cedar)
Lineage: Eukaryota; Viridiplantae; Streptophyta; Pinopsida; Cupressales; Cupressaceae
Exons: 2
Coding region: 1-1173 (390 amino acids)
Cellular component (GO): nucleus; cytoplasm
Molecular function (GO): protein binding; nucleic acid binding
Source: RefSeq, a predicted model, not a curated record